This is a messenger RNA of Amoebophrya sp. A25, 2366 nucleotides long. The record is from the annotation of a GenBank genome assembly. NCBI's taxonomy places the organism in Eukaryota, Dinophyceae, Syndiniales, Amoebophryaceae.
GCAACCGCUGGGGGGGCUCUAAAGACUGGGGAGUGAAGUUUUCUCACAAGAAAGGGGAAAGCAAGUCAUCUUCUUCAAGCAAUUCAUCUGGGGUAAGUGGCUGGUCUUAUAGCGAAGUUGCCGCAGCGCUUACCGAUGAAGCGGCCGAAGUGCUGAAAAAACUGGCUGGAGUGGAGACACGGUUGAAGACGCAAAAAACAGACAUCAGGCAUUUGGUUGAGGAGGCUGAAUCCAUGGCACAAGGGGAGUUUUCUGCUUUCAGAUGCUUGCGGAAUAGCAUAGAGAAGCUGGCGAUGGGAACGGCUUAUCAGCACGAACAAGCCAACACGAUAAGGAGCGUCAUCCGCGAGGUAGGUGACGUGAUCACCACCUUUCAGGCAAGGUCUUUCAUCAGAUUCAAGUCGUUAGGCGUGUCCGGUUCUCCUAUUGAGUUUUUAACUAGUACUACAGCUUCAGCCGAAUUUUGGAAAUCAUCUAGUAAAAGCACUACUGCAGGCCAGGUCGGCAAGCUUUCUAGAUCAGGCGACGCCAUUGCGAUGAAAAACGUGCCGACUUCGGACAAUCCUAAGGAGAUCGAGGAGGUGUUUGGUGUAGAAAAAACUAGGAAGCUUUUGCUUCAGAUUGGUCAGAUGAGGUUAGCCUCGGUCGCAGUCACCACGCAAUCCAGCUACGAGAGCAUUUUGCGCUCAGCGGUAGAAUUGUUAGGCGGUUCACAUGCAGCAAUGUUUCCCAUCAUAUCAGCAGAUCAGUGGGAACUUUUUGUUUUCGGGGUGUUUGCCGCUUGCAGAUCACAGAAGAAGCACGUGCAGGAGGGUGGACCACACGACGGGAAGGUGAAGUGGUCUCUCAUCAACAAAGUCACUUCCGCCCUUAGUUGGUAUCAUGAGUCAGCAUGUACGCACGUGGACUACGCGGGUAUCGCGCGCGCGGCGUCUCCAAUGAGGCUAAGAGAAGCACUGAAAAAGGCUUGCGUACAUCUGGUGGAGGAAAAAAAGAACGAAAUCUCAUUCGGGCAACUAGUCCUAAUCAACGACUACUUGUUUGCGAAGAUUGAAAAAUUUUUCUCCUACUCCGAGGCGAAAAAAGAUCACAUCUUCAUAGGCAUGCAGCGCGCUGAGCAUUUAGGGUUGUCCACCAAGGUGAAGAGCAAAAACGAGCUUUCUUCCUUCUUGUGCAUCCUCAGAACAAUGUUCAUGCUGCGGGUAGGAGUGUUGGCCGAACGCAGGAAGAGCGACAUCAUAGAAUUGGAGUGGGACAGAAUUUCCGUGGGUGAAGGCAGAAGUCUGGUGCUGCAUCUAGUGAAAACCAAGAUGGACAGACUGGCUCUUGGAUGCAAGACGGUGGUGCCGCAUCUCGAUCGUUUGAAGAUUUCGCCACAGGAAAUUAUGGAAACUCUAACUUUUUUCCGCAGCUACCUGGUUGAAGAAAAGCGAUGGGCCAGGCCUAAGGUCCUUGCGGCUUCAGACGGACCCUCGCCGGUCAUUGCGACCGAUCACAGGGCGGUAGAGGUAGUAAAAGACUACUGCGUGGUGACAUACGACUCGGCAAGGCAACGAAUGUCCAAGAUGUCUAGUAGCAACUUCAAUCCCUAUAUGAUGAAAUGUAUUUUGGAAGUGCCAGGCAUGAAGGACAACCUUACAGAAAAAACCAAGAAGAACAACGUCCGCGCCGUCGGCCUUCGGAAGUCCGGCGUGACGUUGUAUUCGAGGUACAACAGGGACCUAGCGCUCAACCUUGGGGGCCUUAGUGCAAAAUCCAACACCAUGGAAAUUCAUUAUGCCCAAUACACGAUUGAGCAGUGGCAGAGAGCGACGACGAAUACGCUGCUGGAUGCGGAGUCAACCUUGAAAAUUGACUCGGUCAUGGCGUUGUUUGGAGGUAACUCUAGUGUAAGCAAUAUCAUCAGUACCCUACGAGACAAGUCAAGAAGUGUUAGACUAGACAUCUUGCUUAAACGUAUUGGCGUCUUACAUCACGCCUGUAACCCAGCGGCUAGACGUAUGCUACGUGAAGUUAAGUGGAAUGAUGUUUACCAGGCUGCUAAGAAGAACAAGUUUACCACAACGUUUUUUAGUGACGAGGACAUGAAGAAUGUUUGUACUACUUUGGCUGAGUUAAAACGUGACAAGUUGUUAGACUAAUUUGACUACGUACACCCACCUGGCCGGCUUACGGCGGUUGUCUUUGGAAAGUAGUGGUAUCACAGGUUUAUUCUAGACACUUUUGUUGACACAGAACAGGCAGAUCAGGCACCCAGGCCUCAGAUUGGUUUUUAGGCCAGGCUCCUCCAGUUUAGAAUUGUGACAGUUUCUUACGAUCAGUCUCACCGACCCAGAAGUACACACGAUAGUGUGGGUGGCACGCCG